This is a messenger RNA of Staurois parvus, 334 nucleotides long. NCBI's taxonomy places the organism in Eukaryota, Metazoa, Chordata, Amphibia, Anura, Ranidae. The record is from the annotation of a GenBank genome assembly.
UCUGCUGAUAGACCAGAGCAUUGGGGGCAAGCUGCACAUGCUCAAUUUGGUGUGUAUAGCAAGAUUUUUUUUUUCUGUGGAGAUUGCAUUCCAUGUUCUGUGUACUGUGGGAGACCGGAUAUAGUGAAUGCAGGGUCCGGGGAGACCGGAUAUAGGGAAUGCAGGGUCCGGGGAGACCAGAUAUAGUGAAUGCAGGGUCCUGGGAGACCAGAUAUAGUGAAUGCAGGGUCCGGGGAGACCAGAUAUAGUGAAUGCGGGGUCCAGGGAGACCAGAUAUAGUGAAUGCAGGGUCCGGGGAGACCAGAUAUAGUGAGUGCAGGGUCCGGGGAGGCCA